Molecule: messenger RNA, 1324 nt
Organism: Nicotiana tabacum (common tobacco)
Lineage: Eukaryota; Viridiplantae; Streptophyta; Magnoliopsida; Solanales; Solanaceae
Source: RefSeq, a predicted model, not a curated record
ACAGGAGAAAACCAAAUGUUAGUAUUUGCAUUGAAAUUAGCAGAUUCUGGUUAAAAGAGGUCUACAUGAAUUUGAGGUAGUGAUAAUAUUGAAAACAGCAAAUGAAACAUCUGGUUUAAGUAAAAAAGUGUAGCAAUACCUUUCCCAAAAAUAGAAACAAAUUGAAGUCUUAUUAGUCCUGUUUGGUUCUUGAUUUUCAAGAUUUUUCAAUCAAAGUUGUUUCUUAUCUGUUACUGGUAUUAUUGACAUCAAGGCUGACUUUUCUUUACAUUUGAAGCCAAGAAAACAUAUAUACAAAGGUUUUGAUCCAGGUUAUUGAAUAUAAGGGGAAGUCAGAAAGUUUUAAAUAGCCAUAAUAUUGUUAGCAAAGCACCAGAACAGGUAUCAGCUAGAUAGAUGAGAAGAAACUAUUAUGAUUUGGGUGAUGGAGAAAUUGCAGCAGCAAUUGCAGCUUGUGCAUUUGCUAUAUAUUCCUUUGAAGAAAAUGCUGGCUCUCAAUAUCAGACAAAAACAAGAGGACCCGUUCGGCCUGCAGAAGCAGCUCCAACGAGAAGGCUAUCGAUGCAAAAUGGUAAAACGUCACCAGCAAUAACGACCAUAACUCCUGCUGCUAACGAUAAAAUUCAAAAUGAAAUUUCAAGAGGAGGCAGAAAGGCUGAAAACAAAGCUAAUGCUUGGGAGAAAGCUCAGACCGCGAAAAUAAGGAAGCGACAUGAUGAACUGCUUUCUGCACUACUUGCUUGGGAGAAUGAAAAGAAGAUGAUAGCAAAACAACAAAUGGAAAGAAGAAAGAAUCAAUUGGAGCUUGCUAUGAAAAGGAACUUGCAGCAUUACAAAAAUAAACUAGCAAGGAUUGAUCAUAUUGCUAAAGGAGCAAGAACACAAGCAGAAGAGAAAAGAAAAUAUGAAGAAUCUAUUGUGAAAGAGAAAUCAAAUAAGAUUAGAUCAACAGGAAACGUCUCUGUUAAAUGUUUCUGCUUCUAAGUGUAAAAAAGUAUGAGAUCUGAAUAUGAAAAUUAAAAUCCAUUGAAAUUCUAUUUCCACAAAAUUGUACUGGCUUUAAUAUUGAAAUCCAUCUUUAAAAAUUGGAAUCAGGUCACGAGGCCGUGGAAUCAGCCACUGAUGCUUGCAUUAGGGUAGGUUGCAUACAUCACAAACUCUUGGCUUGGGGUGCGGCCCUUUCCUUGACCCUGAGUGAACGCGGGAUGCUUUGUGCACCAGGCUGUCCUUUUUUCAUCUUAAAGAAUUGUUGUCCUAGUGUGCAAUGAUUGGUAGGUAAAUAACAUUUGAAGUGAAUUAAUUCUGUUGUACUGCAAUUCACUAC